Messenger RNA from Bradysia coprophila, 665 nucleotides. RefSeq names its product aprataxin (gene Aptx). The record is from RefSeq and is a predicted model, not a curated record. Gene Ontology annotation, biological process: single strand break repair. Gene Ontology annotation, molecular function: single-stranded DNA binding; double-stranded RNA binding; DNA 5'-adenosine monophosphate hydrolase activity. Gene Ontology annotation, cellular component: nucleus. NCBI's taxonomy places the organism in Eukaryota, Metazoa, Arthropoda, Insecta, Diptera, Sciaridae.
AGCACUGCAUAAAUUAGCCGGUUGCCGGUUAGUAAACAGACUGAGAGUGAUAAUAUUGUAAGUGUAGUUUUGUGAUUUUGUAAACAAAAUGAACAAAAACAAGGGUAGUUGGUCUUUGGCCUUAAUAGAGACAAUGAAAGAUCCAAACUAUCGGGUUAUAUCCAGUGAAGUAGCCGUUGCAAUUAAAGACAAAUUCCCGAAGGCAAAGUACCACUUUCUAAUACUCCCUUACGAAGACAUUGAAGACGUGUAUCAUUUAACUUCAUCCGAAAAUCACCUCAAACUAAUGGACGAAAUGGAACUGCUAGCAAAAAAUGUUAUCGAAGUGACUGGUCAAGAUGAGAAAUUAUUUAAAAUUGGAUACCAUGCCGAGCCGAGCAUGCAACGACUUCAUUUGCAUGUGAUAUCUCUGGAUUUCAAUUCAACCUGCCUAAAGACGAAAAUUCACUGGAACAGUUUCACUACGAAAUUCUUUCGGAACGUUCACGAUGUCCACAGGGAAGUAAGACAGAAUGGCAAAGUUUUCAAACCAGCAACGGAUAUCUGCAAGAAAUUAUUGGCUGCCGACCUGAAAUGCCAUCAAUGUGAUUUUAGUCCUAAGAAUAUGCCCGAUUUGAAGAAACAUUUGAUUUCACAUAUUACAUGAGCGGUAUUUUUGAGUAGAG